This is a messenger RNA of Cylicocyclus nassatus, 3850 nucleotides long. NCBI's taxonomy places the organism in Eukaryota, Metazoa, Nematoda, Chromadorea, Rhabditida, Strongylidae. The record is from the annotation of a GenBank genome assembly.
AUGGAUAUUUGUGUCCUCGAAAGGGCUGCAGAAACAUUGCUGGGGCCUCCCAAUCUUGUUUCGCCAGAAAGUCGUCGGGAAGCGGAACAACUUUUUCAUAAUAUCAAGCAAGAACUGACCAUCGAAGCAGCUGGACAAGUAAUAAGGAAUACGAAGAACCAAUGUGUCCUCUUCCAAAUCGCGCAGAUGACCGGGGAGAUUGUGUUACGAGAUUGGGUGCUCCUUUCCAAAGAACAGAUAAUCAGUACAUACAAGAUGCUGUUGGAGUUUGUAGCUCAAAGGGAAGAUUUAUCGCACUAUGCACAAACAGAAUUUCUUCGGUCUGUUGCUAUGAUUCUGAAAAGAGGCAUUCUUGAUGGCAAAACAGGCGACCAAGAGGAACUUUUCGAGCUCAUUCAUAACUUGCUCGUCAAUCCGCACCAACGGCUACAAGCUAUUGGCGGAGAACUCAUUUCUGCAAUUACUCAACAAUUUUCUUCUUCUUGGCGGAAUACCAAAUUCAGUAUUACGUGGGAUUUUCAUGUGAAAGCUAAAACGGAGUUUGAGGAUACGGGUCUAAGACGCCUUUUGGAGAUGUCGCUGAAAACACUUCACGCACUUGCCUCACAAUCUGAUAUUCUACCUGAUGAAUUUGCUCGUCGAAUAUGUGACAAAUUUCUCGAGGUUGCCGAAACUACUUUGUCUUGGAAUUUUGCAUCGAAAAUAUUUCGUCGGGUAUUUUCUCUUUGUCAGACCACAAACUCCUUUCGACCACCAGCUUCAUGGAAAGAUCUCCUCGAGAAUGAUGAGUUCUUCACACUUUUCUUCCAGGUGCAUGCAAAGAUACGCACUGAUGAGAAUCUGUCUUUGCGAUCGCUUUCUUGCUUGGUGCAGUUAGCUGGGCUUUCUGGCGAAGUUAUGGCAUCAAAUGAGUUUACUGAACACUAUGUGAAACUCUAUAUUGGCUCUUUAAUGGAGUUGUUUGCCGAAGGUCCAUUACCGCAUGAAAUCAAUCAUUUCUGCACCAUAGUCAAUCGCUUAUUCCAAUAUCGCCCCAUACAAACUAUAAUGAGGAUAGGACCCGAUCUCAGAAGGCAGUUCCUGCUCUAUCUGUCACAGUAUAUUCAGCAUCUUAGUAAACAAGCCAUGCAUAAAGCUAUCGGUGCGGGUGAGCACGACGAUCAUCAUUCAUUAGCCUUAUUAUAUGACUCCUGGACUUUAUUAUUGAGAGGAAGAUGGAGGCUGGAAUUGUCACAAGAGGAGGAGACUAUGAUUGACACUGAACUGAUCAACGGCCCAAAUGUACAAAUUAUCAAGUGUUUUGUGGAAUGUGUUCAAGCUCCACCGCUUGGUUGCCGCGUACCUGUAGUCGCAGAGAAUGACGAUGAAGAAGAUGAUGACAGAGUGCUUUUUAACGACUUGCUCACACCCUUGGGAACUAUGGCUUGUUAUUCUGUUCGUGAUUAUAUGGAUAUGAUGAUUCAUUUGCUGCGGGAACGUAUAGCUGAAUUCCAAAGAAUGGCUUCUGGAUCGGCAGAUGUGGCUCGCCUACCGCUAUGGCAAGAGGACAUGCACUGGUUGCUGCUGCUGAUUUCCAACUCCGUGGUCAGUGAGGACAUUGAUGGGACCUGCCGUACUGAGGGAGACGUGUUUGAGAAUUCUGUAGCGCUGGUAGCCGAAAGAGGGCAUGUGUUCAAUAUUGACGAUGCGGAUGCAUUUCUUUGCCGGUGUAUCGAUGACCCCUCAACAGAUAGAGCUCAAGCAGAUAGCCGUGUUGAUCCCUAUUUGAGACUUAUUGGCGAAGUUUUAGCUUGGGCUUCUCUUGAACAUCACUUAGUUUCCGAAGCAGUCGCUAAUUUCGUCAGUCCAGAGUUGACUCGGUCUUCUCUACUUUGCCUUAGAAGGUUACUGAGUGCAGCCAGCUGCCUAGUCGAGUACAGUGACGCAGAUCCAUUAGCACUACCUGUCCUGCCACAAACGGGCAGAUUUGCUCAAUUAAUUGUUAAGUUCGUUGUACAUAAGGUUUUCACUGUUCUACAAAAGUUCGGUGGGGAAGAAAGGUUGUGUAUGGAUGCUGUCAAUUUGUUGAUCGGUAUGACAGAAGCAUAUGCAACAUCUCUGGCUUCAGCACCUGAACUGUUCGAUCACUUAGCACAACUGGAUAUAGCUGCUUUACCCAGCAGGACAUUGCUGAUGAAAGCUUUGGUGUUGAUUGGGGCUGCAACAAACGACCAGUCGUUGCAAGAAAAUAUGUCGGCUAGGAUUCUUGACCCUCUUGGUCAGCGAUUUGCCGCAGCUUGUCAACAGCCGCCCAGCUCAGAAGUAGAUAGUCAGCUUGUGGAUCUCAUUCAGUGCAUGGAUGGUGUGGCAAGAGCUAGUCAACCGCACUCGGCAGCUAUUCUAUUUAAAUUUCUAAGUCCUGUACUGGAAAGCUGUGUGCCACUCAUGAAGUCGCGAUCAUACUCUCAACCUGUCGUAGCAGCCAUCUUAGUGCUCAUUCAGAAUAUCACAACAAAAGUCUCUAUCUAUGUGGAUGAUAAGGAAGACUCUGCAACAUUAUAUCGCACGAUCGUUAUGAUUGUUGAUGUCUAUCGGUCUGAGCAAGCUUCACGCUUUGUUGGAAUGACGGAAAAUGAUGAAGACAAAGGAAGUGACCUGGUGCUCUUCCUGGAUAUCUUAUCUAAUGUUUUGUCAAAGGAUAUCCUUGAGGGUGGCGAGGACAACAUUGCAACUGGUGCUCAGGUUGCAUUAGCUUCUCUGGAAAUGCUGCUGGGUGUGAUGAACGAGUCCACACUGAAAUUGCCGGAUCUUGCCAUGAAAUUUUUCCGACUUGUGCUUUAUCUUGUAGAGUUCUCCAGAGAGGCGUUAUCUGUCAUGUCUACCGAUCUCCUGGUAGCAUUAUGCCAAUGUUUGAGGGAAGGCAUGACAUCACAAUAUGGGUCCGAGAUCGCUUGUACAUCUAUGGAAGCGCUAACGGAAAUAGUCAGCUACUUCAUAGCAACAAAUUACCCCGUGCCUCCUCAAUUAGCCCAACAAUUCAGCAGUACAAUUCCUCUGGCUUUCGAAACGUGCCUAGAAAAUAGUUGCGAGAACACAAUCUUCAAUGAGGCUACCUCCUGCUUAUAUAGUUUGAUAUGUUUCGACAAAGUUGGUUUCGACCAGUUCGUAACGCAAAUGCUGUCAAACAAGAGCAACGAAGCUGCGUCCAAUAAACUUAGAGAGGAAUUUGCAGCAUUACUUCCGGGAGACCCAAAACCAGGACGACGAGACAGGAUUGCCUUUCGCCAACGCAUGGAAAGAUUUUUGAAUGAAAUUCAGGGACUUCUAUCUUAUGUAUAACGACGCAGUAAUUACAUCAGCUCCUUUCAAAAAGAUACUUCCAUUUUUCUUGGUAUGCAUAGACAUAUAGAAUUUGACGGCGAAUACAGUAUCCGUUCGAUGCCGAGAUUGGGCGACAAAAUUUGCGCUUGAACAAACAUUUACGCCUGGAGUGCCAUCAUUUGCACGCGCAAGUUGCAGGCAUCACAGGCGUAGCUGAUUGUUCACGCGUAAAUUUUGUCGCUCAUCUUUUUAUAUUUGCCGUCAGAUCUACUAGCCUCUAUGUACGUGCAAUCUGCUUUUGAAGACAUUGCUGUCGAUUUGCUUGUUUUUUGACGGUCUUGAAGAAGCCCUUUCAUGUUUUUCCUUUCACAUAUAAUAUGUAAUAAUUCUAGAUACUCUACUAAUUUUGUUUUGCUGAAGUUGAAAAGUUCCUUAGUCAUUCGUAUUCACUACUCUCAAUCUGCUGGUUAUACGCACUAACGGUGAUUAAGUACGUCGUAAAUACACCUCUUGAUCUUGAUUUUGUGUUGCAUAAAUCUCUCAUCCUGUU